Molecule: messenger RNA, 2999 nt
Organism: Armigeres subalbatus
Lineage: Eukaryota; Metazoa; Arthropoda; Insecta; Diptera; Culicidae
Gene: Arf79F
Product: ADP-ribosylation factor 1
Exons: 5
Coding region: 775-1323 (182 amino acids)
Biological process (GO): vesicle-mediated transport; intracellular protein transport
Cellular component (GO): plasma membrane; cytoplasm
Molecular function (GO): GTPase activity; GTP binding
Source: RefSeq, a predicted model, not a curated record
CCUGGUUGCCUUGGUUAGAGCGUGAAGGGCUGAACCGUAGUCCAGUGGACUACGCAAGCAAAUCAUCGGCGGUAGUGCAGAAGAGACGGCCAGAGAGUUUUGCUUCCUUUCGCCUACGUGUUGGAUUGAUCAUCAGCGGAGGUGCACGGCGACGGACCGGAGAAGAAAAAAGUUCGGAAGAAAAUUUCGCCGCCAUCUUGACGUGUGUGAAGUUCGUCGUCGUCGUUCCGUGCGUUCUCGCGACUGAAAAUAUUACGGAUCUUUUGUGUCGGUCGGCCGUAUUGCGCUCGGUUCGGUUCCGUCGCGAGUUGUCGUGUGUUCCGGUCAUAGUGGUGCUGCAGCUCAGGGUGGCCUGGAGCCAUACGGAUUGCAGAACUCUCCGGGUCCCCGGUUUCUCGCUAUAGUUAAUCACUCCCUUGUUUCGGGUGUUUCUGGUGAAUGAAUCAGACGGUGACGACGUCGGCGAUCAUUUUCUCCAGCGGAAAUCUACGCUUUGUCCGGAGGAAAAAAGGAAAACCUGUGUUUAACAUUGUGAUUGUAAGAUAGAAACCAGUCAAAGCUAGAGGAGCAUCACGGACUAACCGCCCACAGUAACCCACACUUAGACCAAGUGAUAUCUUCAACAAACGGAAAGCUCAUCUUAUCCACAAUACAGAGAAGGCAGAAACCCAAAACUCCGUUCUCCUUAGGUUAGGAUUUUUUUUAUUGGACUGCAAAAAUCAACCGAUAAUAACAGAAACUAGCAAACGAUAAGACAAAGCAAGCAGCAGCAGCAUGGGGAACGUUUUCGCAAAUCUGUUCAAAGGACUGUUCGGCAAGAAGGAGAUGAGAAUAUUGAUGGUCGGAUUGGACGCCGCCGGUAAAACCACAAUUCUGUAUAAACUAAAAUUAGGCGAAAUUGUUACAACGAUCCCUACCAUUGGUUUCAACGUGGAGACUGUAGAAUACAAAAACAUUAGUUUUACAGUAUGGGACGUAGGCGGUCAAGACAAGAUCCGGCCUCUGUGGAGGCAUUACUUCCAGAACACACAAGGACUUAUCUUCGUCGUGGACAGUAACGAUCGAGAACGUAUCGGAGAAGCCCGCGAAGAACUGAUGCGAAUGCUGGCGGAAGAUGAACUCAGAGAUGCCGUUCUACUUAUAUUCGCCAACAAACAGGAUCUACCAAACGCGAUGAACGCCGCAGAAAUCACCGACAAGCUGGGCCUGCAUUCGCUGAGAAACCGCAACUGGUACAUCCAGGCGACCUGUGCAACGAGCGGCGACGGUUUGUACGAAGGUCUCGACUGGCUAUCCAACCAGCUGAAGAACGCUAACCGUUAAGUUGUGUGUAUGUUUGUGUGCAUCAGGUAGGCAGACAGGCAAGUGGGGGGGAGCAGAUGAAGAUGUAAGAGAAAAAGCAGCCUCAGCAAGCGAAGAAGCAGCACGAUGUUGAUGGUGAUGAUGAGGGAUAGAAAAAAUAACAAGACGGACGAGCAGUAACUGCGAGCGAGCGAGAUUGAGACAAGCAAGAAAAGUAGAGAGCGAAAGCGAGAAAACUGUAACAAUAGUAAAGCUCCGUUGAUAAUUGAGAUAGGUGAAUGAAACCAACAAAUAAAAGUAGCAAAAUAAGGAACCGAAAACCAACUCUUUAAAACAAUGUAAGAAACAAACAAAACACAGUAAUAAGCAGAAGCCAGCCAGGUGACGAGUGUGUGGAUGAUUAUAUUGGAAAAUUGGGGAAAAAAAUAAUAUAAAGUAAUAUAAUGGUAAAAAAUAAAGUAAAACACACUAAAAAAAAGCAAAACAAAACAGAGCUGAAGCGUAUAAAAUAAUUUAGCAUGUGAGAAUAAAACAUAAGCUAAGCUGUGCAAGAAUUAUGGAAUACAAGUGAGCUAAAAUAAAAUGGACGUUAACUGAAAACGGCAGACAAACAAAACAUGUGCUUAUCAUUGAGUGUGCUACACAGACAACAUCAACUAGAAGCGACGCGUUUGCAUAUGGCAAAGGGAAACAAUAGGCACUAUCACAUUGGUUCGUGUUGUGGACCACUCUCCUAUUACUUAAUCCGUGUGUAUGCCAGCUGUUUGCGAAUAUACCCCCUCCCACCCAAGUAAUUCAGUUUUUUUUUUGCGUCUCAUAGUCUCCUCGAUCGCUACUGCUUCUGCCGCUGCUACUACUACUACUACUGACUGCUACCUUCAAGAAUAAUUGUGUAGGAGGGGCUGCCUUAAUCUAUUAUUGUUUAGCAAGAAAUUUAUUUCACUGUGCAAAGGAUUCGUUUUUUGUUUCACCUAUUGAAUCAGGAUUAUAAAGAGGACAUGAAGUAUGCUAGUUUUUUUUUAUUUAUUGUCGCUCCUUCUUACUUUAGUACUCGAUAUGGCUAGGAUACAGUUAUUAAGAGGAAAUUAAACAUUCGCAUAUGAAUAAGGAUCUUAGGGAAAGAUAUGAGUUUGUUCCAAAUUAUUUGUGAGCGAAAUCAUGCUGUGUAUGCGUCUGUCUGGAUGGCUUUCCGAUAUAAACAAAUGGAUUGAACACUUUUUGGAGCCGAAUAAAAUCACCACUAACAUAACAGUUCACACACCACCACGCAAGUACGACCAACCAGAGAACAGAAAGGGUCAAUCGUUGAAAAAAUAAAUCACUGUCGGCAGAUUGUGUUGUAAGGGGCAGGAGGACACGUUUUGCUUAACAGGAACAAUGGGGUUUAACGAGGAAUUUAGACUGCAAUAACACAGCCGCUGAGUAGACACAGAAUAAAAAUACUGCUAAACUAUGAAGAAGAGAAAGAGAAACACUGAAACCAAUAAAAGACGCUACCAGAUUAGAUUGAGAUACGCAAAGAAAGUUUGAUAUGGAUAAACCGUAACGGCUGAAGAAGAUAGACGAGGAUAGAAAAGAUAUCCGGAAGUGACAUCCGAAAACAUUCAUUCAGAUCAGUUUAAGAAAAAAAAAGAACAGCUACAAGUGUAACAGUUACGUUUAAUUAAGAUGAAUAAAAACACUAUAUAUAGACGAAA